This is a messenger RNA of Peronospora belbahrii, 840 nucleotides long. The record is from the annotation of a GenBank genome assembly. NCBI's taxonomy places the organism in Eukaryota, Oomycota, Peronosporomycetes, Peronosporales, Peronosporaceae.
AUGUUUCUAGAAGAAUCAAAGAGUACACUGAGCAAACGUCAAUAUGUAUCCUCAGCGACAAUGCAACUCCAACAGCUCAAGAUCGCCAUUUGUACCCCUGUAGCUUGGAUGUGUGCAUUAUGGGUGUUUAUCUCACAUGCUAUUAGUCCAGCGAAUACGCAGAUUCUCUUUUACUUUUUGACCGACGUGCUGCACUUUACUCCCGAAUUUCUAGGAACUGUAUCCGCUAUUGGCUUUAUUUUUCUAAUGGUAGGGACAAUGCUGUACAGCACAUUCUUCACGAACGUGUCAUUUCGCCGAAUUUUCCUAGUUGCACAGCUCUCCCUGGCUUUUAUCUCACUACUAGACGUCGUCUUGAUGACGCGUACGAAUCUUAAGCUCGGCAUUCCAGACAAGGCUUUUGUGCUUGGUGACCACGUGGUUGCAGACGUAAUUGGUCGGUUGAAAACCAUGCCUAUAAUGGUUCUCUGUGCAAAGCUGUGCCCUAGAGGAAUCGAGGGCACGCUGUUUGCAUUGCUCAUGUUCAUUUCGAACAUUUCAAACAGUGUUAGUGAGUUUUGGGGCGCUAUUCUCUGUGACUGGAUGGGUAUUGCCAAGGACGAAUACGAUAUGUUGGGGACGGCCAUUGUGGUGCGCAGCGUGCUGAAAGUGGUACCAAUCUUUUUUCUCUUCUUGAUUCCGACAUCAGACCCACGGGAUAUUAUCGACAAGUUGGACUUUGAUUCCUCACCUCAUGAUGGCCAGCAAGACAAUGAUGACGAGUCUUGUACGAUUCGAAAAGACCAGAGAGUAGAUACUUGCUCACCUUCAGAAAAAAUACUUGUGAAAGGUGUAAAUUGA